Penicillium samsonianum is the source of this 2571-nucleotide messenger RNA. RefSeq names its product sexual development activator VeA (gene veA). The record is from RefSeq and is a predicted model, not a curated record. The transcript has 3 exons. NCBI's taxonomy places the organism in Eukaryota, Fungi, Ascomycota, Eurotiomycetes, Eurotiales, Aspergillaceae. Bases 256 to 1935 code for a protein of 559 amino acids.
CUCUUCUCUACUUUCCCAUCACUUGAUUUGGACUUCGAGUUUCCCUGAAUUCAUCGGGGAUUCAUUUUUGUUCUUUUCCUGCAUGUGUGGGGGUGUAUCAAUUUGACUACCUAGGAAGUCUUUCCAACUUAUGUGAGGCCAGGAACUGGGGGAUAAGAAGGCAAUAUCCUACCAAAAAUAAAUCAGCACAACUCAUCCAAGGCCCUGUUGAUUCCGGAUUUUAAUAUCUGGGAACAAUAGCAUCAACACGCGAAAAUGGCCAGCAGACCACCCAUCAUGCCGCCUCAUAAUGAGACUGAGCACUCAGUUAGCCGGAUCACCCGUGAAGGCAAACAGCUCACGUACAAACUGAGCGUGAUGCAACAGCCAGAGCGGGCAAGAGCAUGCGGCGCAGGAGCAAAGUCAUCUGCCGACCGUCGCCCUGUUGACCCACCGCCUGUGGUUGAGCUACGCAUCUUCGAGUCUGACCCGGCUAACGAUGCGCAAAAGACCGACAUCACCUUCGCCUACAAUGCCAAUUUCUUCCUCUACGCGACCCUUGAUACCGCACGCCCUAUCGCCCACGGACGGGUGGGUGGACCACAGUCGUGUCCUGUAUUGACUGGUGUGCCAGUCGCCGGUGUCGCAUAUCUCGACCGCCCCUCACAAGCAGGCUAUUUCAUCUUCCCAGAUCUGUCGGUGCGCCAUGAGGGCCGGUACCGCUUGAACUUCCACUUGUACGAAGAGAUCAAGGAAGCCAAGGAUGCUGACAAGGAUUCGACCUUGCCUCUUCCCAACCAAAUUCCUCUUUCCGCCACCUCAAAGCCGGGAACCCCGCAAGCAUUCCUUCAUUUCCGUCUCGAGGUCAAGUCAGUGCCUUUUACCGUUUAUAGCGCGAAGAAGUUCCCUGGCCUAGCAACCAGCACCUCUCUGAGCCGUAUCAUUGCUGAGCAGGGUUGCCGUGUUCGCAUUCGUCGUGAUGUUCGUAUGAGACGCCGGGGCGACAAGCGAGAAGAGGACUAUGAAUUCGGCGAGGAUCGCGCAGCUGCGUAUGCAAGAUCAUCAGAUCGUUUCACAACACCCGACAGAUACGCAGCUUCGAUGGAUCGCCCUAGGUCAAACAGCAAUGGUAGCAAUAUGGAAUCGCCCUACGGGUUUGUUCCCCCAGAUCGACGACCAUCUGCGCCCGACUAUGGCUUCCAGGGCCCGCAAACCUAUCAAAGACCCUUGCCACCUGCACCCAUGUCACACUCGCAAACACCCUCAUACCAAUCACACCUCUCAUUUGGCUCCACGCCUUCGCAUUAUCCAGCUCCUCACAUGCCUCCUACACCUCCACCGGUUGCACCGCAAGGUAUCUACUCCCCACAGCACGCAUAUGCCCAGAUACGACACUCAUCCAACGCCUCCGAAUACGAAGGAACACCCAUUGCGUAUCCGGCGCCUCAAAUACCUGCCGAACGAGGUGGAUACCCCAAGUCUGGUAUGAAUUCCUAUGGCAUGGAGCCACCGAAACCAAACUCAUACGUGGAUCCCCGCGUGGCUGAACCAAGUUUAUACCAAUCCAUGCCCAAUGUUCCGGUGUCGCGUUCUCAAACACCGAACUUGGUGCAGUCCAUCCCGCCUCUCAAGCCCCUGCCAAAUGAAUAUGCCAACCAGAUUGUUCCUUCUGUGGAAAGCACUUCACCCGGCAGUGGUGGUGGUUACGACAACGUUAGAGGGAAGCGUAUGGUAUACCAAACUGGGCCAGCAUACGGCAAAAGGAGUCAUGAAGAUACUUUCGGCCCUGAUGACCGGUCAAUGCAGAACGGCAUGCGGCCUGAUACCGAGCCUUAUCCGGCUUAUCGCGAUUUCGCGGGAGAAAGUCGCGCUGCACUUAUGGCGGAAAUGGGCAUUCAGUUGUCCUAUAAGCGUGCUAACGGCAAAAUGGUCAUGAAAGCCCCUCCGUCGAGUUAAUAAUAUCUGAAAUGGCCUCAAAUAUCCUGCCAUAAUGGUGGAAAGCACGAUAUAUUUGCCUCGGGCUUGCCUCGAUGACCGAGUCUCAACCAGGUUAAUGAACUGGCUUAUUGUGAUGGUACCUGAUUGCAUCUUUUUUGUACAUAAUCUCUCUCCUGAUUCCUCAUUGAGGCUACUUGAGCCCUAUAUUCCUCGAUGCAUUUGGACUCAUCUCUUCGAGAACUGGUUUCUUCUUUCAUGUUCCACUCUUUUGCGAGAAAUUUCUUUGGUCAAAGUUCGGAGUUAUAUAGGGGUUUGGCGGUUUGCUAUUCAUACUCCCUGCCCCAAUGAUCAUUUAUGUUUGUCACAUCCAUUUCUCGGACUUGUAUCAUUCUCGAAUUGCUUACUUUCAUCAUCAAGAGCAAGGCGCCUUGUUCCCUUCAUCCCAUGGGAUCGGAACAGGGGAUGCUAUCCCUAUCUCGACUCUAGCUAGGAUGUUCUUCAGCAUUGCUCUUGGAGCAUACACUUUCCGAACAGCCAAGGGCAGGUCUCAUUAACGUUGCGAUACUGGGUUCCUUGCUUCACAGCCAAUCCCUGCUGCUUAAUCUACUCUUUAUACUGGCGUUGUGGCAUCUCCUUGACACCUAGCAUUUUUUU